GAAAUUAUUCCAGAUAUUCCUAAUUAUGGACGUUUACACGAGGUUUACAGGGGAUCAUCCAUGUCACUUGAUUGUAAACUUCCUGAUAAUCAUUAUUUUCCCGGUCUAACGUAUCAUUGGAGACGCAUAGAUCGUCCGCUCUCAUAUAGUACACAUGUGAAUAAUAGGGUAUUACAUUUAACUUCUAUUCAAGAUAGUGAUGUUGGUCGCUAUGAAUGCCGUAUGACCUACCCCAAUGGAUCAAUGGCAUAUGAUUACGUUGAUGUUGCCAUUAAAGCGUCACAAUCAUUACCUGUUCUGCGAUUGGAACCUCCUGUUUCAUACAUGAAUCCUGGUGAAUCCAUAGUCGUCGACUGUACAUCAUCCGCUGGUACACGAGUUCCGGUCUUGUGGGAACGAGUAGGAGGCCAACCCCUACCUUACAACAUUCGGCAAGAUGGAAACAGAUUGAUUAUACAGAAUGCUGUGGAGAUUAAUACUGGAAAGUACACUUGUAUUUGUCAUACUGAUGAGGGCCAGCAAUAUAUAUCUGAUUUUGAGCUAGUCGUUAGUUCAAGCCAUGAAUCGCAAAGCGAAACUCCAAGGGUAGAAUAUGUCGAUCGUGGCUCAACUAUAAAACUUCAGUGUAACAGCGAUAUCCACCCAACUUCAUAUCAGUGGUCUCGUCUCCUAGGUUCAUUCAAUGCGGAUUUAAAUAUAACCACUCCCAUUCUAACACUGGCAGACUUACAAGCCUCAGAUGCUGGAAUCUACAUCUGCACAACUCAUCAUAAUGGACACACUACUGAAGUUCACACAACUCUGGUAAUCAAUGGCGCUAUUCCAUUUUUCCCACAGUCACCAAAAAGCUACAUGAAAUUUAACAAAAUUGAUAACGCGUAUUCAAAGUUUAGUUUUGAGAUUUCUAUGAGACCUGAAAAAUUGGAUGGAUUGAUAUUAUAUAAUGGUCAAAAACGUCCCAAUGGCGACUACAUUUCGUUGUCGUUAAAUAAUGGAUUCCUACAAUUUAGAUUGAAUUUUGGAGGACAAUUGAUCAGCCUUCAGUCAGAGAAACCGAUUAGUUUGGGAAAAUGGCAUACAAUCAAAGUCAAUCGCGUGAGGAAUAAUGGCUUUAUGCUUGUUGAUAAUCAAAAACCCGCUGUUUUUCCUGACAAGCUUAAAUUCCAUGGUGUGAACUUGGAUGACGAUAUGUUCAUUGGGGGUAUACCGAACUAUUCCAAUGUUCCAUCUACUGCCAUGCAAAUUAAAGAAGGAUUUGUAGGGUGCAUUAGUCGGCUUGUUAUUAACGGUCAAGACAUUCAACUACAUCAGGAAGCAAUAGUUAGUUACGGUACAACUUCUUGUGAAUCAUGUGCUGAAGAACCAUGUAAAAACUCAGGUACUUGUUUAGAGACACAAAGCGAUAGUGGAUAUAAUUGCGUUUGUCAGAAAGGCUAUACUGGAAAAGAUUGCCUUUAUAAGGGCGAACAAUGUGCAUCAAACUUAUGCGGGGUUGGAUAUUGUGAAGAGUCAAAUAAUGGUGCACUAUGUUUUUGUCCUAUCCACAAAACAGGAGAACACUGUCAGUAUACUGAGCAUUAUUCGGAUGAUACGUUAGCAUUUAAAGACGGCAGCUAUGCAGCUUACAACAGGUUCCAAACAAAGCGCAGUAUCAAACUGCGAUUUAAACCAGAAAACGUGGAAAACUGCCUUCUUUUAUACGCCGCUGAGAGCGAAAAAACUUUUGGAGAUUUUCUUGCAGUAGUAUUAUACAACAGACGUGUUGAAUUGCGAUACAGCGUAGCUGGAAAAACACCAGCGGUUAUUCUGCGAUCUACACUACCUGUCCAUAGUAGUCGUUGGCAUGAUAUAUCAGCUGGACGUAGCAGAGGAGGACUAGCCUAUUUACAAGUUGAUGAAGAGCCUUUGAUUAGUGAGCCUAAAGUUGGUAGAGCAACUGCAAUAUCACUCAAAACAAAAGUGUAUGUCGGUGGAUAUGAUAAAAGACUAUUUAUAAACCCAGCCGUUGGUAUUGAAAGAGGUUUUGAAGGCUGCCUAGCAAAUCUUGAAAUAUCUGAUAACGCUAUCAACAUGAUAGAUGAUGUGAAAGAUUCAGCAAAUAUAUACAAUUGUGGCUACCAGCAAAACUUUGUAGAUGAGUUUCACAAGUUGAAAGAAAAUAACGAAAUUGAUCCAUGCAAAGCAGGUUACAGUGGUUCCAACUGCGAUAUCAUAACAAACGUUUGUUUAGCACAGAAGCCGUGCCAAAAUGGAGGGCGCUGUAAUAUAAAAACUAUUGGCGUUCAAUAUAGUUGCGAGUGCUACUCGGGAUUCCUUGGACGUAACUGUGAGUAUGUUUAUGCAACCAAUAUAGGGUCACAGUUUACAGGGAAUAGUUUUCUUGAAUUGAAUCCCAAAUCACUUGUGGAUGGUUACAACCAAUAUGAAACUAAGCUGGCUGUAAUGAUCAGCACCAAGAGUUAUAACGGAAUGAUAUUAUGGUAUGGACAAAGAAACGAGGAUAACUUUUCUGGAAACGAUUAUAUAUCAUUAUCUGUUCAAGAAGGGUUUUUAGAAUUUGGAAUGCGAUUGGAUGGCGAAGAAUCUAUAUUACGUAAUAACGAUGUUUUUGUCGCUGAUGGUGAACAACAUAUAGCUGUAAUAACGCGUGAAGCUAAUCGUAACAGGCUAGAAGUGGAUCAUUUUCCCUCUCAUGGCGAAACUCGGCCAACUGGAAAGCAAGAAAUAUACCUCCCGGGAAAUAUAUACAUCGGAGGAGCCCCCGAUUUAAACCGAUUUACUGGUGAUCGCUUCAAUGAAAACUUUAACGGAUGUGUUUACAUCAUAGAAAAUCUCAAUACAUCCAGAGCCGUAGCACUCCAAAAUUAUGCUAUCCGCACAACAAAUGUCGAUAUUUGUGACGAUCCACGAUGGAUAGUACCGUCUUUAUUGUAUCCAGACGAGGAAGAUGGUGCCAUAGGAUUCGAUAAAAUGGAACAGCCUCCUCAGAUUCAUAUUAUUUUUCCAAAACCUUACAAUAAUGCAAUUUACGUUUUUGCCACAAAUGUAUGGACUGUUAUUGUACUCAUGACAUGUCAAACAGGAUUCAUGAAAUGAUAUGUACGUUAUAAUGUGCUCGAACAAUCGGAGAGCAUGCCGGAGUUGGGAAUCGAACCUCCAGUCGUAUAAAUCUAGAAUGUGCCAUUUCCUGUUAUUGCUGCGUAGUUGCGAAACAGUCAAAAAUAAAAUCCUUAUCUGCAUAAACUGGUAUAAUUGUAAACUUUUAUGCUGCAUAUGUUUCUCUUUUAACUAUAUUGAGCUAAUAAAAACAUUUAUGAAUAACACUAAGAAAUAAAAUAAUAAAUAUAUAAAUCAAACACAA
Messenger RNA from Wyeomyia smithii (pitcher-plant mosquito), 3361 nucleotides. Its product is annotated as basement membrane-specific heparan sulfate proteoglycan core protein-like. NCBI's taxonomy places the organism in Eukaryota, Metazoa, Arthropoda, Insecta, Diptera, Culicidae. The record is from RefSeq and is a predicted model, not a curated record. The transcript has 11 exons. Bases 61 to 3096 code for a protein of 1011 amino acids.